AUGGAAACUUCAGUUAUCUUCCGUCAAACAACUGAUGAUGAUGAUGAUGCACAACAAAAUGUUACUUAUCUUUCAUAUCUUGUAGAUUUAUCUAAUGUAACUAAAUUAGAUUUUACUUUAACAUUUUGUAUAUGUCAAUGGAAAACUAUUCAAUUUAUUAUACAAGCAUGUCCAAAUGUGACUAAAACUGUAAUUGGUACUCGAUUAUUGAUGUUAUCAAAAUUAAUCGAUAAUUCAUUACUUAUUUCAAUAUUUAAACAAAUUAAAAUGAUCAAAUCAAUAACAGAAAAAUUUUAA
Rotaria sp. Silwood2 is the source of this 297-nucleotide messenger RNA. The record is from the annotation of a GenBank genome assembly. Lineage: Eukaryota; Metazoa; Rotifera; Eurotatoria; Philodinida; Philodinidae.